Mercenaria mercenaria is the source of this 5781-nucleotide messenger RNA. Its product is annotated as WASH complex subunit 2-like. Gene Ontology annotation, biological process: retrograde transport, endosome to Golgi; protein localization to endosome. The transcript is spliced from 34 exons. The coding region runs from base 12 to 4604 and encodes 1530 amino acids. Gene Ontology annotation, cellular component: WASH complex; early endosome. NCBI's taxonomy places the organism in Eukaryota, Metazoa, Mollusca, Bivalvia, Venerida, Veneridae. Gene Ontology annotation, molecular function: phosphatidylinositol phosphate binding; retromer complex binding. The record is from RefSeq and is a predicted model, not a curated record.
UUGAAGACAAAAUGGCGGACGUACCACCACCACCUCCCACGGAGGGAACAGAAACAAAUCAGCCAGCCCAAACGCAGGCUGAUAGAUCCUGGGAAAGAGCAUGGAGUCUUGAUGAAAUGAGAAAAGGGGCCAGUAACUGGUCCCUUGCAGGAGAUGCUGGGCUGCUGUUGUACCUGCAGGAGUUCUCCCAGAAGUUGAUCUCAAGGACACACGAGAUAGAGAAAGAAGUGGAAAGCCUUGUACACGAUUCCAAGAUGGCAGGGGUGCGGGUGAAUAAUGUAUUCAAUGACUUUAUGAUGUUAGCAAACACACAGUUUGUAGAAAAUCGUGUAUAUGAUGAGGAUGUCAGUCAGGAAGAAACACCGCAGGAAGAGAAGAAACAGGAGAAUCAGGAAAAAACAAGAGAGCAGAGGGAAGCUGAACUGAUCCCAAAGGUUACUGAAGCCAUUAAACUUGGUGUGGAUGUGAUUGAGAAAGCAUUUGAGAAACUAGACACAAAUAUUGACAACUCAGACUCUGAGGACGAGGAUGAAUCUUACAGAGUUGAUCCUAUACUGGAAGCCAAGGAUCCAUACAUUGACAGAACAUUACCUCAUCUGAUAGGAACACCAAACUUUAUGCAAGAUGACACUGUGGGUCUAAAAGAUGUCUCAGAUGAGGAGUCUGAUGCUGGAAGUAUCAGUGAGAGUGAAUCAGAGGAUGAAGAUGAAGAUGGAGGAAAGAAAGAAGAAUCUGAGUACUCGUACAGCGAGACAGAAUCAGAAUCGGAUACAGAGAAACCACGUAAGAAAGAAAAGAAAGAUCUCUUUCCACAGGAUUCUGAAGAGUCAGAUAGUGAUGGUGAUUUGUUUGGUACCAGCGAGAAAAAGAAACCUAAAGACGAAAGUGAAACAGAUUCUGGUGAAAGUGAAGAAGAAGAUGAGGAGGAGGAGGAAAAACCAAAGCCCCCAGGUGCUCCGUUAGAUUUUGCUUCAGAGUUAGCAAGGAAGUUGGGAGGACCUGCACCAAAAGCCCCGUCUCCAGAGCCUGCAGAACAAGGCGAUGAUUCCGAGGAGGAAAAACCAAAGAAAAAAGAGAAAAAGAAAGGAAAGAAAGAAAAGAAAAAGAAAGAAAAACCUAAAGAUGAUGAUGAUUUGUUUCCUGCUCAAGACAAUGAUGAAGAUGAUGAUCUUUUUGGAGGUGGAACUUUUGGUGGGAAAAAGUCAGGUGACCUGUUUGGUGAUAGUGACGAGGGUGACUUGUUUGGUGAAAGUUCAAAACAAACGAAGAAAGAGAAAGAUGAAUCGGAAGAUGAAGAUGAGCAUGAAGAAGAAAAACCAGUUGAAAAGAAACCUCGUGCCAGAACGUCUAGCGGAAAGAAAAUACCAGCUGGUGGUAUUUCUGUGUUUGGUGCUCCAGAUAAAACAAAGAGUGGAGGAGGAGGUCUGUUUGAUGAUGAAGAUGAGGAUGAUGACAUAUUUGGUGGUGCAAAACCUAAACCUAAAGAAGUUAAGGAAGAAAAGAGGUCUGAAAAAACAGCAGAAAAAUCUGGAGGUGGUUUAUUUGAGGAUGAAGAUGAUGAUGAACUGUUUAAUGAAACAACUGAAAAACCCAAGAAGGAGGAACCAUCUGCAAAGAGGCAUCCUAUUGGAGGAGUGCCAAUGUUUGGUCCUCCAGGAGUAGGUAACCCACUAGCAAAGGCAUUGAAGAGUAAAGCUCAAAGACAGGAAUCUGACGAGGAGGAUGAAGAUGAUUGGUCAGAUGGAAAGAAGUCCCGCAGUGAAAGUUUAAAAUCAAACCAAUCAGGAGCCUCAAGACUGUCAGCCAAGAUUGGCUCUGCCCAAUCAAAAGACAGCUUAUUUGCAUCUGAACCAGAUGAUUCUUUAGCAGCAUCUAAGCCUAAAUCAAACAGUUUUUCACGGAAAGCAAAGGCAACCACUGGCUUGUUUGAUGAUGAAGAUGAGGAUGACUUAUUUGGAACAAGUUCCAAACCGACUCAACCUGCAAAAGCAGCACCAUCAAAUAAGACAGAGAAGGCAAAACCAAAGUCCUCAGCUCUGUUUAUGGAUGAUGAUGAAGAGGAUGAUCUGUUUGGUGGUGCUCCACCUAAACCUAAAGAUCAGGAACCAAAAAAGCCACCAGGUGCAGUGUCUAUAUUUCCCACUGGUGUUGACCCAUUCAGUAAGAAGAAAGAGACAGAGGUAAAGAAAGAAGAAUCACCAAAGAAAGAAGAACCUGUGGGGCGACCUCCGGCUAAAUCAAUAUCCAUGUUUGAUGAUGAGGAAGAAGAUGAUUUGUUUGGUGCAGGAUCUACUCAUAAACCUCCACCUCAAAAACAGACAGCACCUCCAACAAAGAAGAGUAUAUUUGAUGAUGACGGAGAUAUGUUUGAGGGGGAAGAAUCAGCAGAUAUUUUCUCCAAACCGCCACCUAAAACAACUCCACAACAGGUUACUAAAUCACAGCCAGCUAAGGUCAGUAAAGGUCCAUCAUUGUUUGGUGGUGAUGGAGAUGAAGAGGAUGAAGAUGAUCUCUUUGGAACUGGUCCACCAAAGGUGUCAAAACCAGCUGGCGGUAUUGGUAUAUCUGGUGCAACUACCACAGAGUCUUCUGAUACUCCUGAGAAUGCCGAGGAGAAGGCUCCAGAAGAGAAAACAAAGAAACCGCCAGUGGGUGGAGUAUCUAUGUUUGGACCAGGUUCUACAAUAGGGCUUGGGAAAAAACCAGCAGUACCAAAGACUGAAACUGUAAAAGAAGUGGUUGUUAAAAAACCUGAACCAAGAAAGGCUAUAGCUGACCCAUUGUUUGGUGGUGGUGAUGAUGGAGGAGAUAUGUUUGGUGGACCAGUCAAAAAACAGGAAGUGAAGAAAACAGUACCAGUCAAACCAGAGGCAAAGAAAGAACCGGCCACUAAAAUAACUCCAAAGUCUGCAGGACCUCUUGCUGAUGAAGAAGAUGACGAUUUGUUUGGUGGACCAGUGAAGAAUCCAGAAACAAUUACAGAAAAGCCUAAAACAACGGGACCUCUUGAUAUGGAUGAUGAUGAUGAUGAUUUGUUUGGAGGUGGAAAACCACAAGCUAGCAAACCACCUGAGUCACCAACUGAAGUGAAACCAAAGAAGCCAGUGGGUGGAGUUUCCAUGUUUGGUGGGAUGGACCCUUUUAGUGCCUUAAAGAAACCAGCUGGUGCAGAAACAAAAACUCAAGAUUUAUCCAGUCCAGAUGAUGAAGAUUUAUUCUCUAGUGCUGAUGAGAAUCGUAAAGCUGUAAAACCAGUCAUUGAGCCGGUAUCUCCGCCUGCCAGUACUUCACCUGCUAAGGGUAAAAUUGGAAAACUCCAGGCUUCACUGAACUUUAACCCAGCAGCUAUGUUGCCAGGGGCAGCACCACCAGCGAAGGAACCGGAACCGAUCACCAUAGGGUUUGAUGCCCCAGCUGAAGUCAGAACUUUACAGAGCGCAAAUAAGGAUCGAGCGAAAAUACAAAGUAAGAGACGUCCGCCUUCAAGACAUGCCAGAAAAUCAGCAGCUUUGUCCAGUUCCAGUCCCACAGAUGAUUUCUUCAAUGCUCAGUCUAGUCCAAUAACCAGUCCAUCAUCAUCAGGAUCAGGAUCAGGAACCAGUCCAGUGAAAUCAAAGCCGGAUACCAGUCCAGUGCUUCCAGAUCUUGAUUUUGAUCCCUCUAGAAUUCCUCCUCCAAUAUCAGAUUCCCCGGAAAGAAGUCCGUCACCUGAUUUCAGCCUCGGAACGGAAAAGCCUGAUCUAUUUGGUAAUGAAGAUUUAUUUGGGGGUGCUAAAUCUGUAAUAGGACAGCGGAAGAAUACAAACCCUGAUAAAAAUAGUCCCGAUGACUUAUUCGCUGAUAAAAAUUUAGAUUUUCCGAAAACAAAAACUGAAAAUUUAGAUGACUUAUUUACUAGUGCUAAUAAAGAUACCAAAAGUGUUCCGAAAUCAGACACUGCUGAUGACGAUGAUUUGUUUGCGUCUGUGCCAAAAUCUUCAGAAAGUAAAGAUAAAUCAAAAGGCUCAAGUCUAACGGAUGAUGAUAUAUUUAAUUCUGUGCCAAAGAAAACGGAGAAAGUGAUUAAGGACAAAACUGAAGAAGCUAAGAAACCUGUGAUAGCAGUUGAUGAUGACGAUGACAUUUUUGCGGUUAAAAAAUCGAAACCAAAGCCCAAACCAUCACCCAUUAUUGAUGAUGAUGAUGAUUUAUUUUCAUCAUCAUCUUUGAACAAACCGAAAGAUAAAAAGAAUGAAAAACCACCUGCUGAAAAGAAAACAGAAAACAAGCCACCUGUCGAUGAUGAUGAUGACAUUUUUGGAACACCAAGUAAAGUGGAGAAAAAGAAACCUAAGAAGGCUGUAACCAAAGAUGAAGAUAUUUUCACUGACCAGACAGAUAUUUUUAGCGACAUUCCACAAGCCAAACCAAAAGAAAAGAAGACUAAGAAGAAAACAUCAGCUACCCCAAAGAAACAAAUAUUUAAGGAUGACAUAGAUGAUAUCUUUGCGGACACAAGUGCAGCAAGUACGAGCAAACCUAAGGAGAAGAAGAAAAAAGCGGGAACCAAGGAGAAGACAGAAAAGACAAAGACAACCGAUGUCCUGGACGACCCACUCUCCUAAAUUCUGUUUCUAUAGUGACUUUAUUAGGAAACUUUUCACAACUCUUUACACACAGAUUAGGCUGUGAACAUAAAUAUAUUGCCUUUCUUUCUUUUUUGUUUUUGUAAAUUAUUUCAUAGAUUAAUAGACCGUUUUCCUAGAUGUAAAUUUCAUGUUAACCCGCCUAUUAAUAUCUCUGACCAAGUUGUUGAAAGAAAUAUGUUGCUCUGUACAUUUGCAUAGUAUUACAUGAAAACAUGAAAAAAAAAUUUUUGGGUCACUUAAUUUGCAGUUUAAUUACCUGCUUAUUUGUGUUGUGAAAAUGUUUUGAUUUUAUGAUGUAGCUGGUUAUAUUAUUUGAUAAAUGCUGGUUAUUCCUUUCUUUUACAUAUGAUUUUUUAUUUCAAAUUUGGAAAUUUGAUAGAAAAUGGAAAGUUUUUUCCUCUGUCUGCAAAAAGAUUUGCUUUGAUAUGUGACUUUCUAUAUGGGUCCAGACACUUUGUUGUUACUGUGAUAACUGAAGGAGGGCUUGUUGUUAUGUAAUUGUAUUCAUAUCAUCUUUGUUAAAUAUUUUGUGCUCAGCUAGGCCUUAUUCAGACUGCAGUGUAGAAAUUUGAGUCCAGUCUCAACAUUUCAUCACUGAUUGGAUGAAUUUGAAACCAAGUCAUGAAAUUGACCAAUAGCAAAGUAGCAUAAUGUGAUUGGUUUUCAAGCAUAGUUUUAGAAAGUCAAAAUUAUUGUUUGGAAACCAGUCUUACCAUGUGGCCUUAGCAGCGUUUUCUCUAUUGUAUCACGUGUCUUAUCUUAAAGCUAUUUGGUUUUUUUUUUCAAUAGACAAAUAUAAACAACAUACUGGGAAAAUUGCUUACAGAUUAUGUAAGACAAAUAAUCAAGUCAGAAAGCAAUUUUAUCAAACCUCUUCUUUAGACCUGGGACAGAAAGUGAAGACACCAUGUUUUUUAUUGUAGACUUUUGUCUCCAAUAUAUAUUUUUUAUGCUAUGCCUGACACACUGAUUCAUGCUGACAUGGUAAUACAUUAUGUGGAGUCUCUUAUUCACUGCACAAACUAGGAUAUGUGCAAUAAUGUUGUGGAUUAUGUAUGUUUUGUUGAUGGAUAAAUUAUAGUGCUGUACAUGGUUAUAUGUAUGGAGUAAAUGAAUAUAUAGUAUACAUAAAUAUGAUUAAAAAUAAAUAUUU